AAUGGAGGAAAUGGAUCAUAUUCCGGCACGGUUCAGUCGUUAAGUGGAAUGUUAACAGGUCGUGAUAUUGGUGGGCCAAGCCGAAAGCUGAAUCCUUAAUUAUUGCUAGCAUAAGUAUCUCCUGAAGCCUUAAGCAGAACCCGAUGCUUAUACUCUCCGCAUAUAAGAGUCACGAAGGAUCAACAAGUCCUUGAAGCGAGUGAAAAAGUCAAUCAGAUUCAGGAAAGAUGGCAGAAACAGAAGCUAACGGUGAUGAAGAGAGCUCUCUGGUCUCCGACUUUCUCCAAUUCUUAAACGCAUCUCCAACUGCUUUUCACGCCGUUGAUGAGGCAAAGAGGCGUUUGCGAGAAGUGGGAUACGAACAGAUUUCGGAGAAAGAAGAUUGGAACUUGGAAGCUGGAAAGAGAUAUUUCUUCACCAGAAAUUAUUCCACAAUUGUAGCUUUCGCCGUCGGAAAAAAAUAUGUUGCUGGAAAUGGAUUCCAUAUAGUUGGUGCUCAUACUGACAGUCCUUGUCUAAAGCUGAAACCUGUUUCUAAGGUAACAAAAGGCGGGUAUUUGGAGGUUGGUGUUCAAACAUAUGGAGGUGGUUUAUGGCAUACAUGGUUUGAUCGUGACUUAAUGAUCGCUGGACGGGUGAUCAUUAGAGAAGAAAAAGAUGGUUCAGUUUCUUAUUCUCACAAGCUACUUAGAAUUGAGGAGCCCAUAUUGCGAAUUCCUACACUGGCCAUACACUUGGACAGGAAUAUCAAUAGCGAUGGAUUUAAGCCUAACACCCAGAGUCAUCUUCUUCCUGUCUUGGCAACAGCAAUAAAGGAGGAGCUUAAUAAAGUGGCCGGAGAUAAUAACUCUAAAGAAACACCAACUGGUUUUGGCUCCAAGCACCACUCAGUUCUACUACAGAUGAUAGCUAGUCAGCUUGGCUGUGUACCAGAUGAUAUAUGUGAUUUUGAACUACAAGCAUGCGAUACACAACCAAGUAUAUUAGCUGGUAUUAAGGAAGAAUUCAUUUUCUCUGGGAGGCUUGACAAUCUCUGCAUGUCAUUUUGCUCUCUGAAGGCAUUGAUAGAUACUACAUCUUCUGGAAGCAACCUUGAGGAUGAGACUGGUGUUAGAAUGGUGGCAUUGUUUGACCAUGAGGAGGUUGGAUCAGCUUCAGCUCAAGGAGCUGGGUCUCCUGUCAUGUUAGAUGCUUUGUCACGAAUCACAAAUUCCUUCUGCACAAUUACCAAUGUGUUGAUUGAGAAAGCAAUCCAGAGGAGUUUUCUUGUUUCUGCUGACAUGGCCCAUGCCCUACACCCUAAUUACAUGGAAAAACAUGAGGAUAAUCAUCAGCCCAAGUUGCAUGGAGGGCUUGUCAUCAAGCACAAUGCAAAUCAACAUUAUGCAACUAAUGCCGUUACAUCCUUCAUAUUCAAGGAGAUAGCCUUGAAGCAUAACCUUCCUACUCAGGAGUUUGUGGUCCGCAAUGACAUGGGUUGUGGUUCGACCAUCGGUCCCAUCUUAGCAAGUGGAGUGGGGAUUCGCACAGUCGAUGUCGGUGCACCACAAUUAUCGAUGCACAGUAUACGAGAAGUGUGUGCCAUUGAUGACGUGAAACAUUCAUACGAGCAUUUCAAGGCAUUUUUCCAAGAAUUCGCUCAUCUUGAUUGCAAGUUUGCAGUGGACAUAUAGGUCUGGUUCCCAGUGCUUAGAAAUUGCAGUAAAUCAUGCCCAUUCUUGUCCUAACUUCCAAAUGUGAUGCUGGCAUGAUACAUCGAGAUCAGUCUGUAAAUUAUGCUUAUUACUAAUACGGACCUUGUUUGGUAUUGAUUUAAAA
Molecule: messenger RNA, 1818 nt
Organism: Mangifera indica (mango)
Lineage: Eukaryota; Viridiplantae; Streptophyta; Magnoliopsida; Sapindales; Anacardiaceae
Product: probable aspartyl aminopeptidase
Exons: 11
Coding region: 228-1673 (481 amino acids)
Biological process (GO): proteolysis
Molecular function (GO): zinc ion binding; aminopeptidase activity
Source: RefSeq, a predicted model, not a curated record